This is a messenger RNA of Pochonia chlamydosporia 170, 1851 nucleotides long. Its product is annotated as 3-phytase A. Gene Ontology annotation, molecular function: acid phosphatase activity. The transcript is spliced from 6 exons. The coding region runs from base 1 to 1851 and encodes 616 amino acids. The record is from RefSeq and is a predicted model, not a curated record. NCBI's taxonomy places the organism in Eukaryota, Fungi, Ascomycota, Sordariomycetes, Hypocreales, Clavicipitaceae.
AUGGCCUCCUCGUUACGGCCCAAGCACAAACGGGGUGACUCAGCAGGUUACCAACCUGUUUAUCAAGAGGACGACGGUGGCGGAUCCGAGCCUGGUGUUGGUGAUGGUGUUGCUGGUGCUGGUGCUGAGGGUGAUGAAAGCGGGAAUGCGGACCAAGGCCAUGAGAGUCGGGUCGUGGCUCGACAAGAUGAAUUUCUUGCUCGGCCAUCCAGAUCCGAAAACCGCUUCCGGAUGGCUACAUUUGUCCUUGCUUUCCUCUUAGUCCUUCUAGUUGGGGCCAACGCCUUUUUAUUUUUACCCGCGGCGUUCAAAGGAAGCGACGACGCUUGUUCUUGCCGGCCAAAAGACGUCCCUCAAUAUUUCCAAACGUCACCCGAACUCUGGGCAGGGCCGACUCCUACAGGCAAAUCUCCGUUCAUGGGCCAAACGAGAGUUUUUGACCCUACAGCCACAUAUGUGCCUCCAGAACCACUGCAGACGGAUAUGCCUGUAGAAGGGGGCUCAGGAAACGAGAGCAUCUUCAAGAUGAUGGGAUUUUUAUCACCAUAUACGCCCUCUCCUGGAUUUGGAGUAGACGAGUUUCCUCUACCCGCUGGCGCAAACAUUCUUCAAGUCCAGAUGCUCUCACGUCAUGGGUCUCGAUAUCCCACGUCAGGAUCAGAGGUUGCCCGCUUUGGCGAGAAGGUGGCUAAUGUUUCAGCAACAUUCAAGCCGAAGGGCAAGCUAGCCUUUCUCCACGACUGGAAGUACGAGCUUGGAGCCGAAAUUCUCGUGCCAAAGGGUCGCGAGGAACUCUUUGAAUCUGGUGUGUUGCACAAUUACAUGUAUGGAGCGUUGUAUAACCCCAAUAGCAAAAUCAUUGUUCGCACGACUACGCAAGACAGGAUGCUGAAGUCUGCUGAAAAUUGGAUGGCCGGAUUUUUCGGUCUAGAGUGGACCAAUAACGCCACUAUUGAAGUCAUUAUAGAGGAACACGGCUUCAACAACUCCUUGGCCGGAUCAUUGAACUGCCCAAAUGCAUAUACGAAGGGUCCAGGGGACUCAGCUCGACGCACCUGGAUAAAGGAAUAUUUACAAGACGCUCAAAAACGAUUCCAAUCCAUGACUGAAGGGUUUGAAUGGACAAUCGAAGACGUGUAUGCUGCUCAGACCAUGUGUCCAUAUGAGACUGUAGCGUACGGGUUCAGCAGAUUCUGCGAUCUCUUUACCUACAAAGAGUGGCGUUCAUUUGGUUACUCUAUAGAUUUGUACUUUACCUCCAUUAGUGGAUUCCACAGUCCAGCAGGGCGAGCCAUUGGCCUUGGCUACCAGCAGGAAAUCAUGGCGAGGCUGAAGAACCACACUCUUGGUUAUUCGGGCUCACAGAUCAAUGUUACGCUGGACAACAACACCGAAACUUUCCCAUUGAAUCAAAGCCUCUACUUCGACUUCUCCCAUGACACCAACAUAGUGUCAAUUUUGACAGCCUUUGGCCUGAGGCAGUUUGCUGAGGAGCUUCCCGCAGAUAGAUAUCCCGGCGAGCACAACUUUACCAUCUCACACGUGACGCCUUUCGGAGCACGACUCGACAUGGAAAUCAUCCAAACUCCGAAACCCUUGUCGCCGAAUCGAGACGGUUAUCUGCGUGGUGGCCAGACCAAGUAUAUUCACUUUGUUUUGAAUCAGCGUACCUUGCCAUUGGGAAAGAGCUUUCCCGAGUGUGAUGCGUCUAGGAGGGAUGGGUGGUGCGAAUUGGAUACCUUCAUUAAAGUCCAAGAUGGCAUGGCGGCGAAGGCCAACUUUGACCAUGCUUGUUUCGGAGAAUAUCCUGCUGUGAAAUACGGAGAUGUAACAGAUGGUGCGCCUCCAUAA